Hypomesus transpacificus is the source of this 2165-nucleotide messenger RNA. RefSeq names its product solute carrier family 2 member 8 (gene slc2a8). Bases 283 to 1794 code for a protein of 503 amino acids. Lineage: Eukaryota; Metazoa; Chordata; Actinopteri; Osmeriformes; Osmeridae. Gene Ontology annotation, cellular component: membrane. Gene Ontology annotation, biological process: transmembrane transport. The transcript has 10 exons. Gene Ontology annotation, molecular function: transmembrane transporter activity. The record is from RefSeq and is a predicted model, not a curated record.
GACUGGACUGCGACAAUAACGUGACCUGAUUGUUUACAGCUGGUCUCAUUUACGACAUAAAUCUGUGGCUUAACCAUAACGUAGGAUGGUAUUUUAUAUUAUUUUACAGUCUUUGCAUUUAUGUAAAACACGGUUAUAGCUAGCCUACUGUUGUAGUGCUAGCAUUAUGAGAAGGGAAAGCGUUUGUUUUCGGUAUGGUCUUUCUGGCCGAUUCGCUUGCUUGCUGCCCCUUGGUUCAUUCAUGGUCAAUUUGUAGUGACGGUAAACAAUAGAGGACUGAAUAUGGAUAUACAGAGUGAGACUACACGACUGCUUCAUGCAGAAGAUGGAGAAGAGAACCAUGAAACAGGACUGCGGUCGGAGCAGGAUUUAUAUCUUGAUAAAGUGAAGAAUGGCAAGUUGUACCUGGCCACAUUCGCGGCUGUCCUGGGUCCUCUAAGCUUUGGCUUUGUGUUAGGAUACAGUUCCCCCGCCAUUCCAGAACUAAGCAAAGAAACUGACCCUCGGAUACGACUGGAUGACAACGAGGCCUCUUGGUUUGGGUCAAUCGUGACAAUAGGUGCCGCUUUAGGAGGCCUUUUGGGUGGCUGGAUGGUAGACAAGAUUGGGAGGAAGCUGAGUCUCAUGUUAUGCUCCGUACCUUUUGUCUUUGGAUUUGUCGUCAUCAUAGCUGCUCAGAAUGUGUGGAUGCUGUACCUUGGACGGGUACUCACUGGAUUGGCCAGUGGGGUUACAUCGCUUGUGGUCCCACUAUACAUCUCUGAGAUGGCACACGAACGAGUGCGUGGAACUAUGGGCUCCUGCGUUCAGCUGAUGGUGGUGACGGGAAUCAUGGGAGCGUACCUUGCAGGGCUGUGGUUGGACUGGCGCUGGCUGGCUAUCUGCGGCUCUAUCCCCCCUACCCUGAUGGUGGUCUUCAUGUGCUUCAUGCCGGAAACGCCCAGGUUCCUGCUGUCGCAGGGCAAGCGCCCCGAGGCCGAGAAGGCCCUGCGCUUCCUGAGGGGACCCGACGCUCCCGUCGAGUGGGAGUGCGCCCGCAUCGAGGUGUCUGCACACGAGACGGGGGGAACAUUGUGUUUAGCUGACCUAAAGAACCCUGAAGUAUACAAGCCCCUUGGAGUGGGCGUCAUGCUAAUGCUCUUUCAGCAGCUCACGGGCAUCAACGCCAUUAUGUUCUAUGCAGAGACCAUAUUUGAAGAGGCCCAUUUUAAGAGGAGUGACAUUGCCACAGUAGUGGUGGCAGCAACCCAGGUGGUGUUCACAGCAGUAGCAGCCUUGAUCAUGGACAAGGCUGGAAGAAAGAUCCUCCUCAUCAUCUCAGGAGUUGCCAUGUCUAUCAGCACAGCUGUGUUUGGGGUCUACUUCAAGCUGUCCAGCCAGCAGCACAGUAAUAGCUCAGCCCCAGAGCUUAGUCUAUUGUUGACUGGCCAAGGCCAGCUCUGUCAGGAUCCUCAGGCUGAUCUGGCCUGGCUUGCACUCACCAGCAUGGGCCUUUUCAUCACAGGUUUUGCACUGGGUUGGGGUCCUAUCCCCUGGCUGGUGAUGUCAGAGAUCUUCCCAACCAAAGUCAGGGGCUUUGCCAGUUCUCUGUGUGUCCUGAGUAACUGGGGCUCUGCUUUUAUCAUCACCAAGACCUUCCAGGACCUCAUGGGUCUUCUCACCAGUGCAGGCACCUUCUGGCUGUUCUCUGGAAUGUGUGCUCUAAAUAUCAUCUUCACCACCAUUUUUGUUCCGGAGACAAAAGGCAAAACCCUGGAACAGAUUCAGGCAUAUUUCAAAGGAACACCAUUAUAAUAGGCUACAUAAGUCACAUUUGUUGCCAACACUAAACAUAAAAAAAUGUGUCACAUUCAAGGGCAUGGUAAAGUGUAAUUUGCUGUGAAGGUUCAAUCUGUGGUAUUUUUAAUUAAUGUUCGCAAUUGUUUUGUUUUAUUUUGCACCCAAAAAUGUAACUGUUUAUAUUUAAAUGAAUACAUUUUGUUUGUUUAACAACUAAAAAACUAUUAGGUAAAAAUAAAAAGAUAACAUUCAUCACAACAAAGAUGAGCACAUUUUAGUUGAUUUGUAUUAUUCUGGGUUUGGUUAUAUCUUUGACAUCAUGUUUGUUCACCAUGUUUUGCCUUAGGGGAAAUAAUGUAAAAAUUGCCAAUAAAGUUUAAGUUUUA